CAAGUGCGUAUGCAUAAUGUGCCCCGCCAUUAUCAGUAGAACGGAGGAUUUUCGAUAGAGCCGGGUGAGGGGAUCAACAGGUAUAAACUCUGUACAUAUAUAUAAUGCGAUCCCGCCUUUCAGACACGGCAGACCAACUCUCGCGGGCCCUAGAUUACGAUAGCAAGAGAAAGAAAAGAAUUGCUGUAUUCUAGAUUUGAUAUCAUCACUGCACUGCAUGAUGUCACCAGCCAUGGAUUCAAAAAAGGAAAAGGUGUUUGAUGGAGUCACGAGUGACGACACUGCGCUUGAACAGCUGGGGUAUACCCAAGAAUUGAAACGAAACUUUGGGCUGUUAGGCAUGGUCGGGUUCUCGUUCAGUAUUGUCACAUCGUGGACUGCACUGAGCGGAGUUCUCAUCAUCGGCGUGGAAUCGGGAGGGCCGCCAGUCAUGAUAUAUGGAUGGGUGGGCGUAUGCUUAUUCUCACUGAGUAUAGCGUACUCUAUGGCCGAGAUGUGCAGCGCAUACCCCGUUGCUGGAGGUCAAUACAGCUGGGUGGCCAUUCUUGCGCCUCCGAGAUGGGCGAGAGGCUUUUCGUAUGUUUGUGGAUGGUUCAUGUUGAUUGGGAUCCUGGCCAUGGGAGCUACCAACAGCUUUGUAGCGGCUAAUUUCGUGCUGGGCAUUGCACAGAUGAACAACCCGGACUACACGAUCGAGCGAUGGCACACCGUCCUGUUAUCCUACUUGAUUGCGAUUGUUGCCGCCGUAUUCAAUAUCUUUCUCCCGUCUGGCCUGAACAAGAUCUCGAAGUUCAUACUUUUCUGGAAUAUCACCGCCUUCGUUGUCUGUUUCAGCACGAUACUCGGGACCAACAAGGAAAAGCAAUCAGCGAGCUUUGUCUUCAGCGAAUUCCAAAACCAGACGGGUUUCAAUGCGCCAUACGCUGCCAUCUUGGGGCUGACCCAAGCUAUGUUUGGGAUGUGCUGCUACGAUGCCCCUGCUCACAUGACCGAAGAAAUCAAACAGGCGCGCAAACGGGCACCCCAAGCAAUCGUCAUGUCUGUCUACAUCGGUGCAGUGACUGGUCUAGCUUUCUUGAUAUCAUUAUCCUUUUGCAUGGGUGAUAUCGAGGAAACAGCAGGUUCCGCAACUGGCGUUCCCGUAAUUGAGAUAUUCCGGCACAGUACUCAAAGUGUCGGUGCUGCUUCGACUCUAGGCUCGCUGAUCGCAGUCAUCGCGCUUGUAUGUGCCAAUUCGCUCACAGCAGAAGGAUCGCGGGCGGUAUAUGCUUUCGCCCGUGAUCAUGGCUUGCCUUUCUCGUCUUUAUUCAGUAAAGUGUCGUCGAAGAAGCAGGUUCCUAUCAAUGCUAUUCUUUUGACAGCCUUCGCCCAAAUGGCGUUUGAUUCCAUUUAUUUCGGAACAUUGACAGGCUUCAACACGGUGAUUUUGAUCGCGACCGAAGGUUUUUAUCUUUCAUACGCAAUGCCCCUUCUAGCUCGCUUGUUAGCAUUCGUGACAGGUGGACAGUAUCAACUCGACGGGCCAUAUUCUAUGGGACGAUAUGGACUGCCAUUGAACGCGAUUGGGGUGUUUUUCCUGUUCUGCUGCUGCAUCAUCUCGAACUUUCCUGGUGUGAGUCCAGUGAACAGCGACAACAUGAACUACACCUCUGCUGCGAUAGGGGUGGUCAUGAUGAUUAGUCUUGUGACUUGGCUCACCACGGGUAGAAAACGAUUUACCGGUCCACAGGUCGGAAAUGUAUUUGCAGCGACGGGUGGACCAAGGACGAGCUAG
This is a messenger RNA of Periconia digitata, 1774 nucleotides long. The record is from the annotation of a GenBank genome assembly. NCBI's taxonomy places the organism in Eukaryota, Fungi, Ascomycota, Dothideomycetes, Pleosporales, Periconiaceae.